AUGAACGGCCACUUUCCCUUUGUAGAAAUUUCUGGAAUCUCGGGUGCUUUUAUUGAUUCCCGUCUUUGUGGGGGGAAAAAGAAGACCACUUUGGAAAUAGGCGAGGUUCCCACAGGAAGGGAGGACGGUUGCGUCCCCAGAGCAGACGGGGCUGCCGGAACAGCACGCACAUCCCCAGGCGCCCGCAGCGUGCUCGUCUACACAACCGGGUUCCCGCCCCGAGGGGCGAGGGAUGAAGGCUGGCCUGGGCGGGACGCGGGGCUGGCGCGGGCCUCGCCCCUCCGGGGGAUGGAGAGGAUGGAGGCGGCGGCCGAGCCUGCCAGCGGCUGUCCUCAGGAACUCAAAACAGGGAGCAGAGCUACCAGCUCCAUGAAAGUGAUCUCAACUGUGGAGACCAGUGACCCUGAGCCCCAACUCAAUAAUGGACACCUCCCAAGAUCCAGGCCCUACUCUCAGGAAGACAGAAUAUCCAAUCUGAUGGCCCCCCAGGCUCCCGGGGCAUUGAAGAUACAGCGCCAAGGCCCCUCUGUGCUGGAAUGCAAGGUGAGGGCCUUGAAGGAAAAGAUGACAGCAGGCAGGCAGGGGACCGGCCCCUGCCUCACUUCCCACGAGUGGCCCUCCCCCAAGAAACCCAAAGGCAGAAAAGUCAAGGUGGAUGGAGCUGGGACUCCAUCAGAGCCGUCCUCCCGGCCUGAUGCUGUGGUGGGCCCUGCUCAGAACCUUACCUACAGGAAGCUGAACAGCAGUGUCAAUGAGGAGGAGCCCAUCGCGAAUGAGGGCCCCAGGCCCCACAGGCCACCUGCCUCUGAGCUUGAGUGCUGGAAUGGGAGGAACUUGUGGCCUCCAGAAGCUGUGUGGACUCUAUCUGACCAUGUGAGGGGUCCGCUGCCAGGGCUCAGCUAUUUGCAAGAGGACUCCAUCCACAGAGCCACUGCCUGCCAUCGUGGGGACCCUGGGCAUUGUAAUGAAAUCUCCUACAUGCCCACCCUGAAAAAAGGAAGGUCAGACCCCCCUUGGGAUGGUAUGGUCACAGGGGGAGACCUGGACAGCGUGUCUCUGACCUCCGAAGAGGACUUUAUGCCCAGGCCUGCCCUGCCAGGGGGGCUCUGGAGAACUGGAGACUUGGGGGCGCUAGGCACUAGAGGCAGCACCUUGUCUCUGUCUGAUCUGGUGGAGAAGAACCGCCUUCUUCUGCAAGAGAUGCUAAAUGUUGGGGGACAGGGCUCCACCAAGUUGGGAAUCCCAGCCUGGACUCCAUCCUGUGACAGAGCUGUACCAGGGCGACCAGUGGGAGACAUGAGCUGGGACUCGGGCAUCUCUAUGCAGGACUCCAUGCAGGACUCCAGCCAUGACAGAACUGUCGUUCCAAGGCCGGAGCCCGUGUUGAACCCGAGGCAUGAGGAGGCCAAGCAACUGCUGCAGUGUGCCCGCCUGAAGGCCAGGACCCGGCCCCUCCGUGCCAACCACGACAUCGUGCCCACCAUCGCCCGGGGCAGCCGAGACAGCCGGCAGAGCCCAGCCGCGUGCCGGAAGUUGCCCGUCACCUGCAGAGACAGCCUCCAGCGUGGCAGCACGAGUGACUCCUCCAGUGGGGCGUCCGGCAGCGGGCAGUGGCUGAGGCAGAGCACCGCCCCGUCCCAUGUCCGCUUUGAGGAUGAGUCGGCCCUAGAAGCCGAGUCCCGCUACUUGGAGAGGCUGCAACAGCGCCAGCGCCCAGGGCCAGACCAAGGUCCCUUGCGCUCCAAACCGGACCUCUAUGACUACAUCCAUGGGGGCUGCCAGCGCAGGAACACCCCCCAACAGGCACUGUCCAGGCUAGUGGGCCUGGACUGCUGGGCCCUGCCUGCCCGAGGUAGUGAGAGGAAGUGCCAAGCCUGUGGUCAUUGCCUUGAGGACCAGUUGCCCACCCCCGGGAAGGCACCCCCAGGCCCCAGUGUACCCUGGGAUGCCGAGUCUUCUGAAAGGAGUGAGGGGAUGCUGUCAGAACCUCUUAACUCCCAGGGGCUGAGCUUCCCUCUUAUGCUCCCCCCAUCCAAGCAAGGGCUCCACGUGGAAUGGUUUCAGAAAACACACAUCAGGGACACAUCAGUGGGCCCUGAGGAGGUGGGCCCUGCCCUGGAUGGCACAGACACCUCCAACACCUGCAGGACGCACAGCGAGGAGGCUGGGGCUGCUCGGCCCAGCAGGACCAGUGACCCCACCAGAGAAAGUAGCCCCCACCCUCAGGCCUCCAGGCCUCAAGCGGGGCCCAGGAGGUUCUGGAAGGCUGACAAGGAGCCCCCCAAAAGCCUUCAAGACCCGUGCUACCUGCCAGGGUCUGAUCCGGCAGAGGUUGCCAAAGAAGUGAAAGAAGGCAGAGGAUGUCCUCCCGUGCUCCCCACAGAUGUCCUCCCUGAGUCUCCGGAGGCUAAGUGGGUGCCCCUGGGGUCCCAUUGGCAGCCUGGCUCAGGGCUGGGAAAUUGCUGGACUUAUUCUGUGGAUACCAAGAGCCUGGGCCGGACAGCCUCAGCCGUAAAACUGGAGUCCUCGGGGCCAGACCGACAAGCCCAGGUGAUAGGAAGAGAUGCACCUCUGGAGACUGUCUCCCUGCCACAGAGGCCCCUGGAGUCCCCUGCUUCUCAGCAGGUCCAGCAGCCACGCCCUUCCCCUGAAGUUUGGGUGCCAGCCCCUCCCUCUUCAAGGAAAACCAUCUCUCCGGCAUCUCACAGAAAGGCAUCUCUGGCUGGACCCUGCGGGCACCCUCACCAGGGAGAGUCUGUGGACUCCCCUCUGCCUCCCUCAAAAAGUGAAGUUCCCUGGACCUGUGAGCCCACCCUCCGACAGAACGAGCCUUGCAGCCCCCAAGGCAGGCACCUGCUGUCUACCUACAGCUGCCACAAAAGCUAUUGUUGUACUCCCCGGGGGCCGUGGGAACCCCAGGGAGUAGCCAUGCACAAGGGCAAGGUGGAGAAGAAGCCCCGAAGUCAGGAGCGGGAGCCUCCUCUGGAGGACUGCAGAGCAGGAGGUCCACAAGGCGUUCCAGCCUCAGCAGCUGUUGGUGCUGUCGGCUUCAAAGGCCCCAUCCUUUCUGUAGCCACAGAAGAGUCAGAGUCCAGCCAGGAACCAGAGGGAGGCCUGCCGGACACCGACUCGCAUUCCAGAGGGCCUGUGACAUCUCCAGCAUCACUGGAGGUCUGUGCAGGGCCCAGCCUGCCCUCAGCUGCCCCUUCUGACCAGAGCACGAAAAGCAGAGGCAGCCUCACCUCCACCCUGGGGCUGAAGAAAUUCUUCUCGACCCUGAGCCAGGGCACACGGUCCAGAUUGGCUAAGUGCCGCAGCUACAGUGUGGAGCAGCUUCGGCCCCCCUUGUCUGGUCUGGCUUCACACACCAGCACCCCCAAAGUGAAGAAAGCCCCCUCGUUACAAUCCCUGCAUCUGAACCUCCAGUCGCUGCUGAGUGGCAAGACAGACCGUUCCAGCCUCUACCUGGUAGAGGAGCCAGAGGAUGACCAUGCAGCUGGCAGGCCAGCCCCGGCUCUGUUCCGACGUGCCCUCAGUGUGGAGGACGUAGGUGCACCCAGCCUGGCUCGCAGGGUGGGCCGUGUAGUGGAGGUAUUUCCAGAUGGCACGAGCCAGCUGCAGCUACAGUGCUCCCCAGAAGGCACUUUCGGCUUCUGUGUGGCCUCCGGGAGUGGGCGCCGGGACUCAGGGUUCUACGUGCAGGAGAUGGCUGACGUGAACACAGCCAAGCUGUACUCAGGACUGUUGGGGGUGGGGGAUGAGAUCCUGGAGGUGAAUGGGGCCAAGGUGGCAGGACUGGGCUUGGCCCACAUUAAGGAGCUCCUGGCCCACGCAAAGAGCUUGUCGCUCCGGGUGCUGAGACAGAGGCCUGUCCCACGGUGACCCAGAGCUUUGGCUGACACUAUUGCUCUCAGAAGCCCUGAAUCACCCGGUGGGGGUGACUGAAUGCACUGCACAGAGCCGCUUUGUCCCCUGAAAAGGAAGAUCGCUGGGGCAUGUAACCCUUGGGAUUUGGCAGUGCUCUGUGACUGGCACUCUGGGGAGAGGGAAGGAGCCUGUUGUUUCGUUUGUGUAAGAUUGUUAAUUUAUGCAGGCUGGGGAAAGAAAAUACAGAUGUUCUUCCGGCCCAAGCUGUCCGCCUGCACCUUGUGGGCAGCCAGGGGAUCCUCUGGUUGGCCCUACAAGUCACCUGGCUCCAGGUCCAUCUCACAUUUUCAAGGGCUUCUCCAGCCUUGCACCCUCCAGAACCAAAAGAAAAUGCGAGGCUGUCUUGGCCUUGAGCUGCCCUUCCAGUCUCGUUUCUCCAGCUCCCACCCACCACCUUUGCUGUUUACCCUGAAGUGAACAA
Molecule: messenger RNA, 4348 nt
Organism: Condylura cristata (star-nosed mole)
Lineage: Eukaryota; Metazoa; Chordata; Mammalia; Eulipotyphla; Talpidae
Product: KIAA1614 ortholog
Biological process (GO): regulation of cellular localization; establishment or maintenance of cell polarity; centrosome cycle
Cellular component (GO): nucleus; cell cortex; apical plasma membrane
Molecular function (GO): protein kinase C binding
Source: RefSeq, a predicted model, not a curated record